AUGGCCUCAGAUAUUCUGGAGGUGGCUGCUCUGGGUCGGCUUUUCACCUUAGGGAUGCUCUAUGAUGCUCGGACAGAUAAACUCAUCCCAGGUCUCACACUGUGGGAGGCUAAAACUCUGCAGGAAAAGUCAGUGGAGAAUGAUCAGCACAGCAGUGAGCCUGAAGUCAGUGCGACUGAUUCCAUUGACAAAAAGUCCUCUCUGCUGGAUGUCAGUGCUUCCCUGAAGGCCAGUUUCUUGAGUGGCCUGAUCAGUGUUGAAGGAUCAGCCAAAUAUCUGAAUUACAGGAAGAAAUCUCACCAUCGGAGCCGAGUCACUCUUCAGUACAAAGCUACCACCAAGUUCAAACAGCUGAUGUUGACUCCUGAUGAAACCAAGAACACUAAACAAGCAGAAGAUGUGAAGAAUUUGGCAACACAUGUAGUCACAGGAAUCCUUUAUGGAGCAAAUGCUUUCUUUGUGUUUGACAGUGAGAAGUUAGAUGCUGGCAGCAUUCAGGACAUCCAGGGCAGCAUGCAAGCUGUGAUAGAGAAGAUUCCCUCAUUUAAUGUUGAUGGGAAAGUUGACAUCAAGCUGAGUGCUAAAGAAAAAGCUGUGACUGAUAAAUUCACCUGCAAAUUCUAUGGAGACUUCAUUCUUGAAAGCAACCCUGCAACAUUUGAAGAUGCAGUGAAGACCUACAUCCAACUUCCAAAACUACUGGGAGAACACAAAGAUAAUGGUGUUCCACUGAAGGUCACACUGAUGCCACUGAAGAAUUUACAUCCAGAAGCUGCUGAGAUGAUGACAGAGAUCAGUGCUGGACUUGUUAGAAAGGCUCAAGAUACUCUGAAGGAGCUCCAUAACCUGGAAAUAAAAUGCAACGAUCUGCUGGAGGACAGAGUGAUGAAAAGCUUUCCACAGAUACAAGAAAAGUUGAAAAGAUUCCAGGAGCUCUGCAAGGAUUUUAGAUCUUCACUCCAACAGACAAUGGCCAAAAAACUUCCCUCCAUCAGGGCAGGUGAGGAAGAUAUGCAGGAAUUAGUGAAAGUCUUUAAUGACAGAUACAAGUCACCGUUCAGUCAGGAGAAAUUAACCAAGUGGAUCAAAGAUGAAGAGAGAGAAAUCACCAUCAUCAGGUACUUUGUAGACAUGAUGGAGAGAACAAAGAUCAUCUCAGAUCAGUCUGAGCUGGACAGAGAGGUGUUUAAUCCAAGAGUAGAGGAAGUUCUCUGCUUUGUUUUCACCUCCCUGAAAUCCACUGACCCAUAUCUGCAGAACAUGUCUGACUACUUGGAUAAACCUAAAUCCCAAGAUACUGAGGAAAUCACUCCAUCUACCCAGGACCAAUGGUACUUCUCAGAUGAAGUGAUAGCCAAAAUGAAAAAAAAGGCAAAAGCUGUGAAGGAGAACAGGAAAUUAUCUUUCUUUAUAACAGCCAUUGCAAAUGACAAAUACCAAGGAGGAAGUAUCUACCACUACAGGAAGAACGUCCUGGUCACGGAUGAUUACUCAGGGCCUGAUGUCAUUGAUGUGGAAAAUGUAACAAACAGAGGAGCUCUGACGUGGUAUGCCUGUGAUCUCACCCUGGAUCCAAACACAGCAAACUACAAACUCAUUCUGUCUGAAGGAAACCAGAAGGCGACACAUAGAGAGAAGCAGCUGUAUCCUGACCAUCCUGAGAGGUUUGAUACUUUGCCUCAGGUUCUGUGCAAAGAGGCUCUGACUGGACGCUGUUACUGGGAGGUGGAGUUGAGCGUGAACAACGGAACCGAUGCUGCUGCUGCUGUUUGCUACAAAACAGUUGAGAGGAAAGGGGAGGGUAGAUUUUGUGGGUUUGGGUGGAAUAACAUGUCUUGGUCUUUGGGCCACAAGUGGGAACCAAAACCAACUUUCUAUUCAGAGCAUGUUGGGGUGACCAAUAAUUACCCUGUUCCUCCUGCCUGCUGCCCCCGACUGGGGGUGUUUCUGGAUUGGCCUGCAGGCACUCUGUCCUACUAUAUAGUCUCAUUUAAUAAACUAAGCCACAUUCACACCUUCAGAACCAAAUUCUCUGAGCCCGUUUUUCCUGCCUUCAAGCUUUGGACUAAAAACAGUUACAUGUUCCUCCGUUUGUAA
This is a messenger RNA of Archocentrus centrarchus (flier cichlid), 2097 nucleotides long. RefSeq names its product neoverrucotoxin subunit beta-like. Gene Ontology annotation, molecular function: protein binding. The transcript is spliced from 3 exons. Bases 1 to 2097 code for a protein of 698 amino acids. Lineage: Eukaryota; Metazoa; Chordata; Actinopteri; Cichliformes; Cichlidae. The record is from RefSeq and is a predicted model, not a curated record.